AUGACAACUCAAUUCAGUAAAGGAACGAUAGAAGUUAUCAGUCAGCCAUCCAAAUCCGGAUCUCGUUCUAAAAGACCGUUCAUUUUGCUUGGUGUUCUUGUCACUGUUUUUGUCAUCACCACGAUUGUAUUCGCCACUUUGUAUGCCACCAACAAAAGCAGUAAAGCAACGAGCCCAGGGAACGCAGUACAAUUAACAAGUACAACUAUCAAAACAACCACAACCAACACCCCAUACGUACCACCACGAGCACCUGCGAUUGAUAUUCAUCCGAAUACAAAAUGGAUACAAAAUGGUCUUACUGUAGCUGGAGAAAACGGAGGAGGCAGUGAGAUCAAUCAACUCAGUGACCCAACAGGUUUGUAUGUCGAUGAUGAUCAAACAAUUUAUGUUGCUGAUCACUCUAAUCACCGUAUUAUGAAAUGGAAACGGGAUGCAACGAGUGGUCAAGUGGUUGCCGGUGGACAGGAACAAGGAAAUGGAACGCAUCAGUUGGAUACUCCCUUCGAUCUGAUUGUCGACAAAGUGAGAGACAGUCUUAUCAUCAGCGAUAACGGAAAUAAUAAAGUAGUUCGAUGGCCUGGUCAAAAUGGUACUAGUAAAGAAACAAUCAUCUCGAACAUCCGUUGUCGGGGUUUGACAAUCGACGAGAAUGGAUCUCUCUAUGUCGUUGACGGUGGAAAACAUGAAGUGAGGCGAUAUAGAAUGGGUGACACUGAAGGAAUAGUGAUGGCAGGUGGUAAUGGGCAAGGGAGUCGUCUUGAUCAACUCAACAGUCCCAGCUACGUAUUUGUUGAUCGAGAUCACUCAGUGUAUGUGUCUGAUUCGGGAAAUCAUCGUGUGAUGAAAUGGGAAGAAGGUGCAAAAGAAGGCAUAGUUGUAGCAGGUGGUCUAGGAGAAGGAGAUAGCCUUUCACGAUUGAUAGGUCCUCGAGGAGUAGUAGUCGAUCAACUGGGUACAGUUUAUGUUGCUGAUUAUGGGAAUCAUCGAAUAAUGCGUUGGCCAAACGGGGACACACAUGGAAGUGUAAUUGCUGGUGGAAAUGGUCAAGGAGGACAAUCGAAUCAAUUGUACUAUCCCUAUGGUAUAUCAUUCGAUCGAGACGGCAAUCUCUAUGUCGCCGAUACAUACAAUCAUCGAGUACAAAAAUUUCAUAUUGACUAA
Messenger RNA from Rotaria sordida, 1164 nucleotides. Lineage: Eukaryota; Metazoa; Rotifera; Eurotatoria; Philodinida; Philodinidae. The record is from the annotation of a GenBank genome assembly.